Messenger RNA from Aegilops tauschii subsp. strangulata, 636 nucleotides. The record is from RefSeq and is a predicted model, not a curated record. NCBI's taxonomy places the organism in Eukaryota, Viridiplantae, Streptophyta, Magnoliopsida, Poales, Poaceae.
AUGAUAGAGCAUUUUCAGGGAGAUGAAGUAAUAUACCAUAGCUUUGACAGUGCGGAGGACGACCCAUAUGGCUACUACGCUCAGGAGUUUCUGAAUGGAUUGACUCCUAACGGUCUUCCUCCGCAUGCACUCAAGCUAAAGCUGAACUGCCCUGUCAUACUUCUAAGGAACAUUGAUCCAGCAAAUGGAUUGUGUAACGGCACUAGGCUUGUUGUUAGAGGUUUUGAGAGGAACACCAUUGAUGCAGAAAUCGUGAUUGGACAACACGCUGGCAGGAGGGUCUUCCUUCCUCGAAUACCUCUCUGCCCAUCUGAAAACGACAUGUUUCCGUUCAAGUUUAAGAGGAAGCAAUUUCCUAUAAGGCUUAGCUUUGCUAUGACCAUUAACAAGGCUCAAGGGCAGACAAUCCCGAUUGUUGGUGUCUACCUACCCAAUCCCGUGUUCUCUCAUGGUCAACUCUAUGUUGCUUUGUCUCGAGCCACCGCAAAGAGAAACAUAAAGAUACUCAUUCAGAAGGAGAAGCCGAAGGAGAAGUCCAACAAGCAAAAGGACAAUCCAAAGAAGCGAAAAAGACCGACCGUGUCAUUACUAACCUCGAUGAAGAACAUCGUCUAUAAGGAAGUCCUUACAGGCUGA